Messenger RNA from Salvia miltiorrhiza (redroot sage), 1357 nucleotides. Its product is annotated as S-adenosylmethionine carrier 1, chloroplastic/mitochondrial. The coding region runs from base 82 to 1140 and encodes 352 amino acids. NCBI's taxonomy places the organism in Eukaryota, Viridiplantae, Streptophyta, Magnoliopsida, Lamiales, Lamiaceae. The transcript has 9 exons. The record is from RefSeq and is a predicted model, not a curated record.
AUAGGUCCAGAUUAAAAACCCGCCUUCUUCAAAAUUCACUCAACACACCAGAAACCCAUAAACCCUAGCGAGCUUCCACCAAUGGCGAUCGACCACUCCACCAUCUGCGAAAACGGGAAGCCUCUCACGCUCAGCUUAAACAACCACAAUCAAUUCUUUGUGUGGAGGGAGUUCUUAUGGGGGGCGAUUGCGGGCGCUUUUGGGGAAGGAAUGAUGCAUCCUGUUGACACAAUUAAGACACGCAUGCAAAGCCAAGCUAUUUUCAGCGGAAGCAAGAAUCAAAAUAGUGCAAUGCAAAUGGUCCGAGCCGUUUGGGCUAUGGAUGGUUUGGCUGGCUUGUACAGGGGAAUUGCACCAGGAGUAAUGGGAUCUCUUGCUACUGGAGCUACUUACUUUGGAGUCAUCGAGUCCACAAAGAAUUGGAUGGAAGAAUCAUAUCCUGGUGUUGGCGGUCACUGGGCACAUUUCAUAGCUGGAGCAAUAGGGGAUACACUUGGCUCUUUUAUAUACGUUCCUUGUGAAGUGAUGAAGCAACGCAUGCAAGUUCAGGGCUCUAAGAAGUACUGGACUUCUGUUUUGGUAAAAGAAGCUUCUCAGGCAAAACAUGGUAUGCCCACUUAUGGCUACUAUCCUGGAAUGUUUCAAGCUGGAUGUUCAAUAUGGAAGGAACAAGGGUUAAAGGGACUAUAUGCAGGAUAUUGGUCCACACUUGCACGAGAUGUUCCAUUUGCUGGACUUAUGGUUACUUUCUAUGAAGCUUUUAAGACCAUGUCAGAAUAUGGGAGACGUAGAAUUUUCCCCAAUUCAGACUUCCAUACUAAUAGUACUUUUGAGGGGCUUGUAUUAGGAGGACUAGCUGGUGGUUUGAGUGCAUAUCUCACUACUCCGCUGGACGUUAUUAAAACCAGAUUGCAAGUACAAGGGACCACCAUUAGGUAUACGGGAUGGUUGGAUACUGUUUAUAAGGUAUGGCAUGCUGAAGGAGUUAAAGGGAUGUUCAGAGGUAGUGUCCCCAGAAUUGCAUGGUAUAUACCGGCAUCAGCUCUCACUUUCAUGGCCGUAGAAUUUCUUAGGGAUCAUCACAGAUUAACUAGUAUAUCAAUAGACAAAAAAAAUACUUCAUUGCAAGAGGCUUCCUGAAGCGCUGAUCCUACAUUCUAUUCAAUAAAUCCAUCAAUGUUCAGUAUGCGAAAUUAAGGGCGCUAGAAAUAUGUAUAUACACAGGAAACAGAGGGUUUUUUUUUUAAUGUCCAUGUAACAAACUGUUACAUCAAUCUGCUGAUACUGCAAAUCAGUCUUCUAGUUGAAUUUUCAGUAACAACUAGCAUUGCAGGUAAAAGAAUGUCUCAUUCUAUUC